AUGAGGCAAGCUUCCUUGCCGGUCGAGAAUUUACCCGCCUGGGCCCAUUUCAACAACGUCCAGCUUUUCGACACUGCAAUCGAAGCCCAUAUCUUUACUGACGAGGGCAUCGACAAAGGAGGUGGCCUACGGGCAAAAGCCCACCAUGAAGAAGUCGAGCCACUCGUCGCUGUACCCCUAGACCUUGUCCUGUCCAAAGAACAGGUGGCGCAAUGUGCAAAGACAGACCGACAACUGAAAGAACUUGUCGAGGCCACGGCCUCUUUAUUCCAGACUCCUCGCACUGCAGUUCUUCUCUUUCUCGUCUAUCAAAUGACCAUCAACAGCCCCGACAAUCAAGACCCUGACCUCAAAUUCAGGAGCCCGUUCGCCGAUUACGUCCAAUGCCUCCCGAAAGAGAUUUUACUCCCCACGUUCUAUACCCCCGAGGAGAGGGAGUUACUUUCGGGCACCACCCUAGCCGACGCUUUGGGCCAGAAGCUACUCAGUCUUGAACGAGAAUUCGAUCGUCUGAAAGAAACGACAGAAGCCGUUCCCUGGUGUCAACGGGUGUGGUGGGACGAGCAAUCCGGAUGUCUGGAUCUCGGAGAUUGGAAGCUUGCAGAUGCACUCUAUCGGUCCAGGGCGAUGGAGCUCCCGCGAGGAGCGGGUGUGGGCAUGGUCCCUGUGGUUGACAUGGCCAACCAUGCCGCCGACGAUCGAUACAAUGCGCGGUUCGAAGUGGACGAUGCUGCAGGAACCUUCUUGCUUGUUGUGCGCGAUGCCAAGUCUAUUGACGAUAGUGACGAGAUCACAAUCAUGUACGGAGCGGGCGGCGCUUGUGAGAUGGCCUUUUCCUACGGAUUCAUCGAGGAACACGCAAUCAGCGCCAGGGAGAUGUUCCUCAGUCUGUCCAUUCCAGCCGAUGAUCCUUUGCGAUUGGCCAAGGUCCGAUAUGCCCAAGAAGCGCCGGGUGUCCGUAUCUACAUCGACGAGUCAAACCAGGUCCGCUGGGAUAGUACGUUCGUUUGGUGGGCAUGCGUCAAUCAAGAAGAUGGCCUGGACUUUCGAGUGGAGAAGACAGUCGACGGCGAGACGGAGCUCAAGGCCUGCUGGAAGGAGGCCGACCUAAGCGCAGACGCGCUGCAGUCUACGCUGUCGCAGGAUGAGCUCCGAGAUAUAUUCGCUCUUCGUGCUGUUGUCAUGAUCCAACAACGAGUCGAAGACCAAGGCAUGCAACUGGCGGCGAGUGACGAGGACUACGAAAGGACCCUGCCUGACGAGCACGUUGUCAGACGCUCGGUGUAUGAGACGAUCGGGAGACUUCGGAGGCUGGAGCUAGACCUGUUGACCAGGGCAUACGAAACACUAGAGACAGAGGUGAGAUGA
Messenger RNA from Capronia coronata CBS 617.96, 1368 nucleotides. RefSeq lists its product as uncharacterized. Gene Ontology annotation, cellular component: nucleus. The record is from RefSeq and is a predicted model, not a curated record. Bases 1 to 1368 code for a protein of 455 amino acids. Gene Ontology annotation, molecular function: protein binding; protein-lysine N-methyltransferase activity. The transcript is spliced from 2 exons. Lineage: Eukaryota; Fungi; Ascomycota; Eurotiomycetes; Chaetothyriales; Herpotrichiellaceae. Gene Ontology annotation, biological process: peptidyl-lysine monomethylation.